GGAAAUACGACGGGAGAAAGGAAAAUGGCGCUCAUCCCAUCUCAGAUCUUAAGAGUAGCGAUACUCCUGUCUUAUUUUUCCAUCCUCUGCAAUUACAAAGCCAUAGACAUGCCCGCGCAUCAAACAUACGGCGGUAGCUGGAAGUUUCUAACGUUCAUAGAUUUGGUCAUUCAGGCUGUGUUCUUCGGAGUGUGUGUCUUGACCGAUCUAUCAAGCCUUUUGACGAAAGGCAGUGCCAAUAUGGAGCAAGAGAGACAACUAAGAAAGCUAAUUGGCCUACGGGACUGGAUAAUGGCUGUUCUGGCCUUCCCUGUUGGUGUGUUUGUGGUGACAAUGUUCUGGUCUCUGUACCUGUAUGACAGAGAUCUGGUUUACCCAAGACUUCUGGACAACUUUAUACCUCAGUGGCUAAAUCAUGGCAUGCACACGACGGUUCUUCCUUUCAUCAUAAUUGAGAUGAGAACAACACGGCAUCGAUAUCCCAGCAGGUCUUUUGGACUCUUGGCGGUGUGCACGUUUGCCGUGGGAUAUGUUGUAUGGAUGUGCUGGGUACACAGUAUGACAGGGGUGUGGGUAUAUCCUCUGCUGGAGCACAUUGGGCCAACGGCCAGAGUUUUCUUCUUCAUCUGCCUCACUGUACUGAUCAAUGUCUAUUAUAUCCUGGGAGAGAUUCUGAACAACUACAUCUGGGAUUCCUCAAAGAGCUCCCUGGAAUCAGACAAAGCCAAAACUGAAUGAACUUGUUGUAAAAGUUACCCAGACACUUUUUUGUAUCAUUUUGACCCAGGGGUUCAAACCAAUAAUCAAGAGUUGUGUUAUCAACCGUAGACCCCGAAUACAUAUUUAAUUUUCUCUUGGUCCCUUGAGCCUUUUAUCUCAUUUUCAUUACAGCCAUUGGACUAAAAAAGCACAGACCUGUAUUGGCUUGAAUAUUUGCUGAAGCAAAUAUUUCAUGUAUUUAAUUUAUGGUAUGAAUGUUACAAUAUUUCAGAAUACCUCAAGUUUUGUGCGAGCACUGAAUGAUAUUUACUGUACACAUGCUGUACUCCAAGGCCAGUAUCACAAGCAACUUGUGUCAGGUAUUGUUGAUUCAUCCCUGUAAAACAAAUAAGCAACAGCUUUAUAUUUACCACUAUAGCAUAUGCCAGCUGACGAUGAGCACAAGAUCAUUUGCUUAAAUGGGCUGUUGAUAAAGCUGUUGGAAGCAGGUCACGUGAUCUUUCUGAAGACAGGUUGUUGAGCAGAUACUGGUGCAUGAGAAACUGACAAUGAAAUAAUUGAUAGGCCUUUUGUGGUUAUCUUAAAGGGAUGUAUUUUUUCAUAUCAUGUGGAUAUGACUGUAACCUUGUUUAUUUAAGUUUAUUCACUUGUUU
Messenger RNA from Paramisgurnus dabryanus, 1373 nucleotides. It is a transcript of the gene aig1, whose product is annotated as androgen-induced 1 (H. sapiens). The record is from RefSeq and is a predicted model, not a curated record. Lineage: Eukaryota; Metazoa; Chordata; Actinopteri; Cypriniformes; Cobitidae. Gene Ontology annotation, cellular component: membrane; endomembrane system.